GAUCAAGGUGAGGAAUGGAUAAUAUGCGGCGAUUUCAGCGGAGAAUAACAUGAUCACCUGCGUAUUUUACCCUUAAAAUGACAUUCCGCAUCCACCCGAGCCUUUGUUUGAAAUAAUAAUGACCUUAUUCCUUUCUAUAUCACCAUAAUGUUCUUUUAUUACAAUAACUGCAGACAGGCAGGUCAAAUGAACUAACGCGCAAACGCGCUCUUUGUUUGGUUGCGGGCGCGCGCUCAAUCAGUCAAUCAAUCAAUCCAUCCAUCGCCUUAUUUGCGCUUUCACGCGCGUGGAAUGCGUCGAGUCUAACGAAGCAUCUUCGAGGAGAGCAAUGGAGCCUUUCCUGCAGAUCGCGCCGCACUCUCUGGCCAUCGUGCUGUCGCGCGUCGUGGCGGAGGACGCGCCCGGAGUGACGGAGAGCGAGCAGCCGCCACAACAUCACACCGGCUACGAGAUAUUCGCCGACUUCAAAUCCCUAAACAUGAAAUAUUUCUGGAAUAAGAUGGUGGCCGAUGCCAUAGCUGAGACCUUCUUCCUGGGCUGGAUAGACGAGCAUGUGUUGCUGAUCCAGGGGAAGGAGGAUCACCUGGAGGUGUUGAGGGAGGCUUGGAUGAGGAGGUCCCUCAAACCACCGCAGGGCUUCGACAUCAAAUACCUCGGUGUUUUGGACAAGCACCAUGGCAGUGCCAUAACUUCUUUGGAUAUGUGGGAUGGUCAUUUUAUGGUGAUCUUCGAAGUACCUUGCUGCACCAUGCAAAUAUAGCGGUCUUUGAAUCUU
Molecule: messenger RNA, 775 nt
Organism: Carassius auratus (goldfish)
Lineage: Eukaryota; Metazoa; Chordata; Actinopteri; Cypriniformes; Cyprinidae
Product: storkhead-box protein 1-like
Exons: 2
Coding region: 329-760 (143 amino acids)
Biological process (GO): regulation of transcription by RNA polymerase II
Cellular component (GO): nucleus; cytoplasm
Molecular function (GO): RNA polymerase II transcription regulatory region sequence-specific DNA binding
Source: RefSeq, a predicted model, not a curated record